ACCUCGCGAGCAAAUGUGUCUCCGUCUCGGGAGACGGGGGAGAUUUGCAUCGAGGUAAGUACGGUAUACCUGGAUAUCGGACCAGGUCUUGGUUCUUACUGGCCCAUUCGCCCCCACGAAGCCGUUCUAUCACUUGACGGCGGUACUUGUUCCACACUGCGGAAGAAUCGGCGCGUCUAGUUGAUCGAGUCCUGGCCACCGAUCCGUAGUGCCUAAAGUCGACGGUGUCCCAAGUUCCUCAGAUCCUUUGAAGAAGCCGUCAGCCUGUUCCGUCUAGCCGAAUAUGAGGAUGCUUCCGGCCAUCGCCUUCUUCGGCGUCCUGGUGUCGCUGAGCUCGGCGGCUGAUCAACUGGAAGUGAUAGCGCAGUGGCCUCUUAUGGACUUCGCGCUGCCGUACGACCGAGGUUUCCUGGAUAACUUCCGUCCCGAGAACGUGGUGCCAACGGGGAUCGAGAUCGCCUGGCACCGCAUAUUCAUCGCCACCCCGAGACUACGAGCAGGAAUUCCGGCGACCCUGAGUUUCAUCCCACGGGACAUCCCACCAGGCAGCAGUCCUCAGCUCCAGGCUUAUCCUUCCUGGGACUGGCACACCGCUGGACGCGGCGAUGUCAACUGCUCCGGGUUGACCUCGGUCUACAGGAUUCGAGCUGACAAGUGCAACAGGCUUUGGGUCGUCGACAGUGGGGUGAUGACCUCCAUCGAUGACUUCACCUCCGUCUGUCCCCCGAAAAUUGUGGUCUUUGAUCUGCAGACCGAUCAGGUUAUUCGGACCUUCCAGUUUCCUCGUGAGGUACUGAGGCUAAAUUCACUCCUUACUAAUCUUGUGAUAGACGACAACGCGGCAACGACUUGCGAUGACGUCUUUGUCUACAUGCCCGAUACCACAGCCCCGGGAAUUGUCGUUUACGACGCAGCUACGGACAGGAGUUGGAGAGUGUCGCACGCCUCCAUGUAUCCGGAUCCCGAUCACACCAUGUAUCAGAUCGGCGGGGAUACAUUCGAGCUCUUGGACGGAAUCGUCGGUAUGGCUUUCUCGCCGCGACAGGGAACCGUGUACUUCCAGCCAUUGGCAACGGAUCGUCUCUUCAGCGUGCCGACUUCCGCUCUGCAGGCUGGAGCUCCAGCAUUCGGUGAACAACUACCGGUUACAUUGGUUGGUAGGAAAUCGAGUCAGGGUAUGGGAUUGGGUCUUGACCCUAGAGACGACACGAUUCUCUUCUCACCGCUGACCGAAACCGCAAUCGCCGCUUGGCAACCGCACUCGAAUAAACAACGAAUACUGGCGUACAGUCCUGAGCUGCUUCAGUUCGUUGCGGAAGUGAGAUGGGUGGACCGUGACGGAGGUAACAUUUGGGCGCUUUCAUCGCGUUUCCAAAAGUUCUUCAAGAAGGAAGUUGACCCGCGAGAUAUCAACGUACGCAUAAUGAGAAUCCGCAGCGAAGAGGAAUCGCCGCUCGUUGCCUUUCCGGCCGGUGGAUACAGGCAGAUAAAUCCCGUCUUUGGACACCACGUUUACAACAAUACACUCGGCUUCUAAGUAUAGGUAUGGGACGCGAUAAGCAGAUAUCAUAUCAUUGAAGAACCGUUUUAACUCAAAUAACCAUGUUCGGGUAAAAAUCGUAUAACGUUGUUUAGCGACGUAAGCAAGUUUUUUUUCAUCAUGCUCGAGAAAUCUCACGUAACGAGAUUUAGUUACUGUAGAAAUAAUACUCGCACGGCGAUAAAUAAUUAUGCUUAGCCCGCAACAGGAAUUGUAUCGAUAUACCUUUGAAGAAACAAAUAGUUUAAAAAAGAAGAAAACUUAUGUUCAUUUUCAUUUCAAACUGUGCUUAUUCGGAAGAAAAUUAUUUAACCCUACGUGUGAAGCGUUGCAUGUUGUUUCGAUCUGUUUGAAAAUAUCUCGGAAUUAUCGACUGUCUCAAUGCAUAGCACAGCUUUGCAAUGUCUUGUAUAUAGUUCGCCACGAGAAAGAAACAGAGGGAAAAAAGAAACAAUAAAUUUCACGUGAUGCAAGAGCUACGUAAAUGAAUUUUUUGCAUCGCGGGCAAAUUCCACGAACCGUAAAUACGCACAUAUUAUACCACUUCGUAGCUCAGAAACACGACCAAAACGAAACGCUGUGUCGUAUUUUAUACUCACAGUGUAUUUUAUACAAUCAAAUAAAUUUGUUUACUCAGUGAUGUAAACUCAUCGCACGUUA
This is a messenger RNA of Neodiprion fabricii, 2200 nucleotides long. RefSeq names its product protein yellow-like. Bases 284 to 1537 code for a protein of 417 amino acids. The transcript is spliced from 7 exons. The record is from RefSeq and is a predicted model, not a curated record. NCBI's taxonomy places the organism in Eukaryota, Metazoa, Arthropoda, Insecta, Hymenoptera, Diprionidae. Gene Ontology annotation, cellular component: extracellular region.